AUGCCUCUCAUCAAAACUACGGAAAUCAACGAGGACACUCGUGUCUUAGGAUAUGACCCGUUGCUGUCGCCUCAGUUCCUUCAAACCGAGAUUCCAGCUCUUGAUCAUGCCAUUGCCACCGUCCGAUCUGGCCGCAACCAAACGAUUGAGAUCAUCGAGCAGCGCGAUGACCGUCUCCUGGUUGUCGUAGGUCCAUGCUCCAUCCACGACCCUGAGACGGCCCUGGAAUAUGCCACUCGCUUAAAAGAACUCGCAGAUAGUCUCUCCUCCGACCUUUGUGUGAUCAUGCGCGCCUAUCUUGAAAAGCCCCGAACUACCGUGGGUUGGAAGGGGCUGAUCAACGACCCGGACAUUGACGAGUCAUACAAUAUCAACAAAGGACUUCGUGUUUCUCGUCGGCUCUACGCCGAUCUCACAAGCAUGGGAAUGCCCAUCGCAAGUGAAAUGUUGGAUACCAUCUCUCCCCAGUUCCUCGCAGACUUCAUCUCAGUUGGUGCCAUUGGUGCCCGCACGACCGAGUCACAAUUACACCGGGAGCUGGCUUCGGGCUUGAGCUUCCCCAUCGGCUACAAGAACGGUACGGAUGGUAACUUGACCGUUUCCAUCGACGCCAUCGGCGCCGCGGCCCAUCCCCACCGAUUCCUUGGUGUCACCAAGCAGGGUCUUGCUGCCAUCACCAAGACUUCUGGCAAUGAGCACGGCUUUGUGAUUUUGCGUGGCGGGAGCAAGGGCACCAACUAUGACUGUGAGAGCAUCCGGAGCGUCCGGGAAGCCUUGCGCUCCAAGAAACAGCGUGAGGUAAUCAUGGUGGACUGCUCGCACGGCAAUUCGAACAAGAAUCACCUUAACCAGCCUCUAGUGGCGAAGGACAUCAGUGAUCAGCUCCGGGAGGGCCAGGAUGCUAUUGUCGGGGUUAUGAUCGAGUCCAACAUCAACGAAGGAAACCAGAAUGUAUCUCCUGAGGGUCCCUCGGACCUGCGCAAAGGUGUCAGCAUCACUGAUGCAUGCAUUGACUGGGAGACGACCGUCACCGUAUUAGAAGAUCUGGCGGAGGCCGUACGUAUCAGACGGGUCGCUAAGGUUGAUAAAGCGAAUGGCAACAAUGGAGCCUCCCAUUAA
Molecule: messenger RNA, 1119 nt
Organism: Aspergillus tanneri
Lineage: Eukaryota; Fungi; Ascomycota; Eurotiomycetes; Eurotiales; Aspergillaceae
Product: 3-deoxy-7-phosphoheptulonate synthase
Exons: 3
Coding region: 1-1119 (372 amino acids)
Biological process (GO): aromatic amino acid biosynthetic process
Cellular component (GO): cytoplasm
Molecular function (GO): 3-deoxy-7-phosphoheptulonate synthase activity
Source: RefSeq, a predicted model, not a curated record